Anarrhichthys ocellatus (wolf-eel) is the source of this 1677-nucleotide messenger RNA. It is a transcript of the gene cth, whose product is annotated as cystathionase (cystathionine gamma-lyase). The transcript has 12 exons. The record is from RefSeq and is a predicted model, not a curated record. Lineage: Eukaryota; Metazoa; Chordata; Actinopteri; Perciformes; Anarhichadidae. The coding region runs from base 104 to 1333 and encodes 409 amino acids. Gene Ontology annotation, biological process: transsulfuration. Gene Ontology annotation, cellular component: cytoplasm. Gene Ontology annotation, molecular function: pyridoxal phosphate binding; cystathionine gamma-lyase activity.
GACUCACAGCGACGGGUGCGGCGCAGGGCCAGUUAAAUUGCUUUCUCCCGUUGUAUUACCUACUCAUCUCUCGCGGUGUACACAGCUGCGGCAGCGCGUUGCCAUGGAUCAAAAUCACAAACAAGACGAGCGGAGCGAUUUGUACGCCGGCUUCAGUUCAGCGUAUAAAUCGUUCGCCACAGAAGCAAUUCACAUCGGUCAGGAACCGGAGCAAUGGAAAUCAAUGGCUGUAGUGCCGCCGAUCUCUCUGUCUACCACGUUCAAGCAGAUUGGACCAGGACAACAUGCUGGGUAUGAAUACAGCCGGAGUGGAAACCCUACAAGAAACUGUCUUGAGAAGGCUGUGGCUGCUUUGGAUGGGGCAAAGUAUUGCAUUGCUGUUGCCUCGGGGCUGGCAGCCACAGUUACCAUCACUCACAUGCUCAAAACGGGUGAUGGAAUCGUCUGCAUGGACGACGUGUACGGAGGCACAAACCGCUACUUCCAAACAAUUGCGGCUGAACUUGGCCUGAAGGUGUCUUUUGCUGACUGUACAAAACCAGAGCUGCUGAAGGCCGCUCUUAAGGCCAACACUAAACUGGUGUGGAUUGAGACACCCACCAACCCCACCAUGAAGGUUGUAGACAUCAAGGCCUGUUCUGAGGUGGCCCAUGAAUACAACAAAGACAUAGUGGUGGUUGUGGACAAUACCUUCAUGUCUGCCUACUUCCAGCGCCCCUUGGCUUUGGGAGCUGAUAUCUGCAUGUAUUCAGCUACCAAAUACAUGAACGGUCACAGUGACGUGGUAAUGGGUCUGGCCUCAGUGAACCGUGAUGAUCUGUAUGAGCGACUGAAGUAUCUGCAAAAUGCUCUGGGCUGUGUACCGUCUCCCUUUGACUGCUUCCUGUGUAACCGAGGACUGAAGACGCUACACCUGCGGAUGGAGUGUCAUUUCAAGAACGGCAUGGCUGCCGCAAAGUUCCUGGAGGCAGAUCCCAGAGUGGAGCGUGUCAUUUUCCCAGGCCUGCCCUCUCAUCCCCAGCAUGAAGUGAUGAAGAGACAAUGCACCGGAUGUCCGGGGAUGAUCACCUUCUACAUUAAGGGGGAACUCGAGCACGCCAGCGCCUUCCUCAGUAACCUCAAAUUAUUUGCGAUAGCUGAGAGUCUCGGUGGUUAUGAAAGUUUAGCAGAACAUCCGGCGAUUAUGACCCAUGCAUCAGUGCCAGAAAACGAGAGGGAUGUCCUGGGGAUCAAUGACACACUCAUCAGACUCUCUGUGGGUCUGGAGGAUGAGGAAGACAUCAUCGAAGACCUGAGACAAGCUCUGGCUGCUGCUCACCCAAAGAUGAAGUGAAAUGUCAACAGGCCAAGCUCGAGGCCGAGGUUGAAUCCAUCCAAGUCCGUAAGAAGACUGGAGCUAGCUGAAGUCUCAAAUCAUCGCACAUCAACACUUGGAACCUAAGUUCAGCGCACAAGAUUCAACCAUCAGGGAACAACUUGUUCUUUGCGAAAUACAAAUCAUGCUCUCUGUGGAUAAUUCACACAAUUUUUUUUAAAUACUUGUUUUGAUGGCUAUUUUACUAGUACAUCAGUUGUUAUUUUAUGCUGGCUUUGCUAUGUAUAAUGUUUGGAGGGUGUUAAUGGGGCCUAUUACUAUUCAAUAAAGACUUAUGCUGUAUAAGUUACUGCAGGAAAAAC